This is a messenger RNA of Echinops telfairi (small Madagascar hedgehog), 4450 nucleotides long. It is a transcript of the gene PLEKHG2, whose product is annotated as pleckstrin homology and RhoGEF domain containing G2. Gene Ontology annotation, molecular function: guanyl-nucleotide exchange factor activity. Bases 191 to 4117 code for a protein of 1308 amino acids. The transcript has 17 exons. NCBI's taxonomy places the organism in Eukaryota, Metazoa, Chordata, Mammalia, Afrosoricida, Tenrecidae. The record is from RefSeq and is a predicted model, not a curated record.
GUGGGUUCUCCCUGCUCCUCUCUGGCACCCGCCCUGGGUCUCCCCACUUCAGUUCCUCCCAGGGCCCCUUCACCGAUGUAGCUUCUCAGUCCUCGGUCCCUGACACUUGGGUGACUCUCGGGAGGCCCAUGGGGUCCCAACACACAGGAACGGGGUCUCUCUGCAGGAGCUGCUCUGAGCGCACCCAGCCAUGCCUGAGGGCACUCAGGGACUGUCCAAGCCCAGUCCCAGCCUUGGGUGUGGCCGGAGAGGUGACGCGUGUGACUGUGGAGCUGUAUGUGAGAGUCCGGCAGGCCCUGCAGCCCCCGAGAUGGCCUCUCGAGGCUCUGGUAGCAUCACAUCUCUGAGUACUGUGGGCUCUGAGGGGGACCCGGCCCCAGGACCCAUCCCAGCAUGCUCCUCGUCCAAGCCAGAGCCCCUUCCAGGGCCCCCCAUCCGCCUACACCUGUCACCUGUGGGAACCCCCAGUUCAGCCAAGCCCUCUCGGCUGGAGCGAGUAGCCCGAGAGAUAGUGGAGACGGAGCGGGCCUACGUCCGAGACCUCCGCAGCAUUGUAGAGGACUACCUGGGCCCUCUGCUGGACGGAGGGGCCCUGGGGCUGAGCGUGGAACAGGUGGGCACGCUGUUCGCCAACAUUGAGGACAUCUACCAGUUCAGCAGCGAGCUCCUGGAAGACUUGGAAGACAGCUGCACUGCAGGGGGCAUUGCCCAGUGCUUCCUGCAGCGGAGCGAGGAUUUUGACAUCUACACGCUGUACUGCAUGAACUACCCGAGCUCCCUGGCGUUGCUUCGGGAGCUGGCCCUGUCACCACCAGGAGCCCUGUGGCUGCAGGAGCGUCAGAUCCAGCUUCGCCACUCGCUGCCCCUGCAGAGCUUCCUCCUGAAACCUGUCCAGCGCAUCCUCAAGUACCACCUGCUGCUGCAGGAGCUCGGCAAGCACUGGGCGGAGGGCCCGGGUGCCGGUGGCCGGGAGGUGGUGGAAGAGGCCAUCGUCUCCAUGACGGCGGUCGCCUGGUACAUCAAUGACAUGAAGCGCAAGCAAGAGCAUGCUGCCCGCCUCCAGGAUGUGCAGCGUCGCCUGGGCGGCUGGACGGGCCCAGAGCUCAGUGCCUUUGGGGAGCUGGUGCUGGAGGGCGCCUUCCGGGGUGGAGGCGGCGGCGGCCCCCGACUGCGUGGGGGUGAACGGCUGCUCUUUCUGUUUUCACGGAUGCUGCUGGUGACCAAGCGCCGGGGCUUGGAGUACACCUACAAAGGCCACAUCUUCUGCUGCAACCUGAGUGUGAGCGAGAGUUCUCGAGACCCCCUGGUGUUCAAGGUGGUGGACCUGACCAUUCCCAAGCACAGGCACCUGUUCCAGGCCAAGAACCAGGAAGAGAAAAGGCUGUGGCUUCACUGUCUGCAGCGCCUCUUCUUGGAGAACCAUCCCGCCUCCAUUCCUGCCAAGGCUAAGCAAGUUCUUCUUGAAAACAGCCUGCACUGUGCUCCAAAAAGUAAGCCCGUCCCAGAACCACUGACACCCCCACUUGGGUCUCCUCGACCCCGAGAUGCUAGAAGCUUCACCCCUGGACGAAGGAACACAGCUCCAUCCCCUGGCCCCCCCAGGACCCACCACAGCCGCCGGCAGUCUGCUAACCCCAGACUCAAGCAUGCCGGCAGUGAGGGGGAGUACCACUCCCCCAUAGGGUCUCAGCCCCCCACUCCCGCUUCUGGACCCCCUGAGGAAUUGGAAGAAGCCAGACCCCCCACCCUGGACCCUCCUGGGACCUCGAUCACUGAAGAGAUCUUGGAGCUGCUGAACCAGAGGGGCCUCCGAGACCCGGCGGGCCCUCUACAGCGGUCCCCCCGUGACAGCCCCAAGUUCCCCAGAGACUCCGAGGUGCCGCUGGGCAGCAACAGCCUCCAAUUCCAAGCCCUGCCUAGCCGGGACUCUUCAGAAGAGGAGGAAGAGGAGGAGGAGGAGGAGCUGGAGGCGGAUGAGCGGGAGCCUUCCCCACUCCACGUCCUGGAAGGCCUGCACAGCACCAGUGCCGCUGACAUUCCCGACAUUCCGGGCCUUCCCCAGAUUCCUGCCACUCCUGGCCUUCCUGAAAUGCUUCCUGCCAUGCCUAACCUCCCUGCCAGCCCCAGCACCCCCACCCUCCCCUGUGGCCCCCGGCUCCAGGGGCCCCUGCCUGAGCCCGCUGCCCCUCCGGCUGCUAGGAGAGAACUGUUGCCUGGUGACCAUCAAGAGGCCUCCGGAGGCCAGGCCGAGCCUGAAGAGGAGGAGGAGGAGGAAGAUGGAGAUGGCUCGUUCUCGGAUUUCCCACCCAAAGAGGUCCCCGAAGAUCCUGGAUCCCCAGGUGAGCCGGAGCCUCACCCUUGCCCAGAAACCCAGAGCGGCUGGCCAGCGCUGGAGCAGGAGCAGCUAGCCCAGCCCGGCUUCCCGGAGCCGCUGCUGAUCCUGGAAGAAUCAGACCUGGCCGGAGGCUGCCACAGCGAGAAGGCAGGGCUCCCUGGUGGGGAGCGGGCAGCCUCCCGGGUGCGAGAGCUGGCGAGGCUCUACAGCGAGCGCGUCCAGCAGAUGCAGCGGGCAGAGACCCGGGCAUACGCCAACGCACCCCGCCGCCGGCCUCGGGUUCUGGCCCAGCCCCAGCCGUCUCCUUGCCUGGUCCCCGAGCAGGCCCAGCCAGGGCCCCUGGCUGCCUUCGGACACAUGCUGGUGUGUGAGGUGCCCUUGGCGCUCAUUUGUGCCCAGGAAGCUGUCCCCCUGGGCCCUGCUGCCCAGGUGCAAGCUGCCAAGCCUUUGUCUAAACUAGGAGGCUGCCUGAGCAGCCAGAGCCUACCUGUUUCCCAUUCGCCGGAGCGAGGCCAUCUGGCCAGUGAGGCUCCCACCCCUUGGCCUGGGACAGGAGACGUCCUGGCACCUGCCACCAUGCCCCCGCUGCCAGUGCAAGAGGUCCCCCCUGACAUCCAGGCCCCAGCUGCCAUACCUUCCCCCCGUCAAGAAGGCCACCUGGGAGCACACAGUCCAGCCCACGACCCUCGGCUGGAGCCCGGAGACCACCAAGGAGAAUCCUCCACCCUUCUUCCUGAGCAAGGACGCCACGCGCACCUCCAGGUUCAAGCCCCCUCAGCUGUGCCCAAGCAAGACGCCGACCCAGAGAGGCCGAGCCCCCCCAGCCUCCUAUCAACUCAGCAUGGAGACCCCAAGGAUGUUCAGGCUCCAGCCAGCACCCCACUGCCCUUGCCACAAGACCUGCCCAACUUGCAGGUGUCAGGCACCACAUCUGUGCCUCCAGGUGGAGAACACCUGGACCACUGGGUCCCUGCCAGCUCUCCAUGGUCUCUACCACAGGACCCUCUGGACCUGCAGGGACUGGACACCAUGCCUCUGUGUGCACGUGGAGGCCACGUGGGCCAUCCGAUGCAGGCCAGUGCACCGUGGUCUCUGUCCCAGGACUCCUCGGACACUGAGGGUCCAGGUGCCUCGCCGUUGCCCCUGGUGCAGGGCCUCACCGACACCCGAACACCUUUGUCCAAGCAGGAGAGCUACCCAAAUGCACAGAGCCCCACGAAUGCCCCUUUGCUUCUGGAACAAAGCCUCCCCGGGCACCACAGCCCAACACAUUCAGCUGUGUUGGAACAGAGCAGCCACACAAACAUUUCUGUGUCUGAACCAGCGGGCUCCCCAGACAUUCUGCCCACCCCAGCUCAGACCUCCAAGCCAAGAGGCCACUUGGACUUGACCCCACCCCAGAGCCCACCCCCCCCCACCCAUCAGCUCCUGGGUCCUAGUGCCAUUGCCCUUUCGAAAUACUUAGCAGCCUCAUACAUCAGCCAGAGCCUGGCCCGGCGGCAGGGGCCUGGGGGAGAGGUUCCCCCAGCUGCCAGGGGCCCCUGGCCCUCCUCGGCCCCCACCUCACGGGCACCUUCGCCCCCUCCCCAGCCCCAGCCUGCACCACCUCCAGCCAGGAGGCUUAGCUAUGCUACCACCGUCAGCAUUCACGUUGGGGGUGGGGGCCGACUGCGGCCAGCCAAGGCCCAGGUCAGGUUGAACCACCCUGCCCUCUUGGCCCCCACCCAGAAGCCAGUGGGUUCUCGAAGGGCCCAAGCCCCUGACACCCCUUUCCACUUGUGAGCUAAGGACUCAGAUGCCCCGAAGAGUAAAAAGGACACAGCUGGCUGGAAGCCACAGACCCUCCACGUGACUCCGGAUGCCGGCCCCAAGCUUGCUGCCACACCAGCUCUUGGGAUCCGCUGGAGCCAACGGCCUCGCACGGUCGCAUGGGUACUUUCUUAAUACUGAGAAGUUGUAUGUCUCACCACUCUGGGGCGAUGGGGGAUGACGGGAAAUUGAAUGAAUGGGAAUGUCGGGCGUAGCACAGGGCUUGUGGUUCUGAAGAAGGCGCGAUGGUGCCAUGUUCAAAGCCCUGUGGGGAAUUUGUGGAAACAAAAAAAACCCAGACCUACA